ACAUCGCUCGUCCUCUUCCAUCCCCCUUUUUUUUAUCCACAGCUGAACAAACACCACAUUCUUCUAAGCUUCACCGAAAACAGAAAACAAACUAUGUUCCAACUCGCCCUUGCCGCUCUCCUGCAGCUCUCGCUGGCCGUCUUCGCUGAGGCCGCCCCAAUCACCACCCAGUCCGCGGGAUGGCAGGGUCCGACUGGCGGAGGCAUCCUCGGAGUCAUUGUGCUCAUUCUUGACAUUAUCGCAUGGGUUGAGAUCUUCAAGAGCAACCGCCCCCCAGCCAACAAGUUCAUCUGGGCCUUGGUUGUCUUCCUCUUCCCAGUUGUCGGCAUGAUCAUCUACUAUCUGUUCAGCAACCGCGCAUCCCACAACAACAGCGACUAUGAGGCCAUCCCUUCAUAAGCCCUAUACACACACCGACAAGACCCGCAGCAAGGUGGCAUCCGUCUUCACCGGGCUCACGCGCGAUGAAGCUGAUGCAGGACACAAUGGCUGUCAGACAGAGGACUGUUGAGGAUUGGUGAUGGUGCAGACGCGGAUUGGAACAGGGUGUCUGUCGCGCGUAUAGGGGAGAUUGCGGUUUUGGAUCUGGAGUUGCAGGCGUUUGAACACGGGUUUUGGAGCGAUGAGCCCUCAGAUAUCCAACACGAUUUCAAUGCGAACAAACUUUUCGGAUGAAC
Molecule: messenger RNA, 677 nt
Organism: Periconia digitata
Lineage: Eukaryota; Fungi; Ascomycota; Dothideomycetes; Pleosporales; Periconiaceae
Source: the annotation of a GenBank genome assembly